Camellia sinensis is the source of this 2505-nucleotide messenger RNA. Lineage: Eukaryota; Viridiplantae; Streptophyta; Magnoliopsida; Ericales; Theaceae. The record is from RefSeq and is a predicted model, not a curated record.
CUUUCCCCAAUAGUAGUAAAAGAGCUCCGAAGCCGCAUCGUCGGGUUCAUAUUUAUUCCGAAAACAGGAAUCGGAGGUACUGGUCCGAGUAGCCAGCCCCUUCUCUUCUCGCCAACCUUGUCGGAAACAGCCAAGCGAAUUACUCUUGUCUUGUUGUCUAUCCUCAGCGGCGAAACGUUUUUCCUGAUAAAAUUAUUGAAAUCAAACAAUCUUUGAGGGAACAGAGAGAAUAUGGUUAAAGCAAAGCAUCAGAAGUCCAAGUCCAAGUCCACCAAACAACCCCAUGUUGCUUGGUGGCAUGCCUUAAAGAAGGCCAGUAGAUAACUAAAUGUGACCGCUUUUGUGAUCCCAACAUUGAUAUUCUUUUAAGGGAAGGGUCUUUCUCAUAGAAUGCUGAUUGUCUAAUAGUAGUAGUUGUGUACUUGAGUGCCAGUUCAAUACUGCAAUGCCAUAUAUUGAUCACAUAAGAGGAUGCUAUAUGUUAGAAUGCACCCUUCUCUGCCUUAUAGAGCAGAAAUAACAUUUUUGUAAUUUUCAUAGCUGGGACGAGGACCCUCAAAUGGUUGAAAACCAGGAUUAGGAGAGGAGUUAUUAGGAUUAAAUGUAUGAGCGAAUAUAACGUUAGAUUUCAACCGACAGAUUGUGAGGUGCUGAGGAAUUGAUUAGUUUGAAUUGGAACCACUUAGUUGGAAAGGAUUGAAGGCACAUCUACGGGCAGCAGAUGAAACUCUUGACAUAUUGAGUGGUGAUUGAGGUUGAUGCAGUCGCUAUAGGUAGCUAAGAUCAAAAAACAUGGGAAGCAGGGUGAUAUUUCUGAUAUUCGUGCUCAGCUUGAUGCUUUUGGUUUAAAGAUUAUUCAAGUGACUGCUGAUGGUAAUUGUUUCUUCAGAUAAUGUAUCUCAUAGUUCAAGUUGGCCAUUCUUGUUCUUUUGCAGAGCUUUAGCAGAUCAGUUGGAUGGCAGUGAGGAAGAGCAUGAAAAAUACCGGAGUAUGGUGGUUCAAUAUAUUUUGAAAAAUCGUGAGAUGUUUGAACCCUUCAUUGAAGAUGAAGUACCAUUUGAUGAAUAUUGCCAGUCCAUGGAAAAGGAUGGCACGUGGGCUGGACAUAUGGAAUUGCAAGCUGCAUCUCUUGUUACUCAUAGUAAUAUAUGCAUACACCGAAUUUCAUCACCUCGUUGGUACAUACAGAAUUUCGAUAACCGUGAAGCUCGAAUGGUCCAUUUAUCUUAUCAUGAUGGGGAGCAUUAUAACAGUGUGCGGUUGAAGGAAGACACUUGCACAGGACCAGCUAGGCCAAUUAUAAUCAAGGCUGAUGCUGAUCUUUCAGCAACAUCUCGUCAAGCAAAAGUUGCUGUUACCAAAUCUAAAGGGGGAGCUGGGAAGAAUUUUAUCCAUGCGGAAGCCAUCAAAUUGGUCAUGUCCGGAGGUGGAUGUGAAGAUGCCAAAAAAGUUGAACAGGUUUUACAACAAGUGGAUGGUGAUGUUGAUGCGGCAAUUGAGUUUCUCAUAGCAGAAGAAGGAAACAAAGAGUAUUUGGUUGAAAGUGAUAAACUUCCUUGUCCAGCUGAUACUUCUCAUGGUGACAACGAAAAUGGAAACUAUGAGCAACACAAGGAAGAACUCAAAGACAAUUCAUCCACACCAGAAUCAUCUUGUGAUCAGGAAAGAACUCAUGAUGAUAAAAGUUCACUGAAGGAUGAGAAGAAAAUCCCAAGAAACAAGGUUUGCCCAUGUGGUUCAAAGAAGAAAUACAAGGCUUGUUGUGGAUCCAUUUCGGGGAUAUCCUCUGCUAAAUUUGUGAUGUAUGAUUCUUGCAACCAAACAGUUGACUAUGGUAAGAGUCGAAAGGAAAGAAAACAAGGUAAGAAAGGUCGUCCUGCUAAUGCUGCAAGCUCGAAUGGAUCUGAAGGAGGGCCACCUGAUGUGGGUGCACUCUGUAUUUGAGUGGUAUCUUAAGAAGAUAUGUAAGCUUUUAAAAACGGAAGAGAUCAAUUACAUUUGUCACGGCGAUCUCAUGCCAGUGGAGACACGAAUUGGGGACAAUUUUCUAUACAAGGCCACCACGGUUAUAGCUGCAGCUGAUCAAAUUGCCUUUCAUAUUCUAGGUGUCCUUGAAGCGUUUUUUAGCAUGGAGACCCACAAUUUUGCAGUGCAAUGGCCGGACAAGGGGUGACAGUUAGGCAAGGAGGGUUUGUGUGUCAUAAUGCCUUCACAAUAACUUAAAUACUCAGCAUGUAAAAUAUGGGUCCCAAAGUAAAUGGCUCAUCCUGUCCUCUAGACCUCAAUUUUAUUUAUGAAAGUGAGCAUUUAAAUGCAAUUUGUUUUAUUAUUUUAAUAUUAAUUAUGCUUCAAACUUUUGAACUUCAUAUAUACUUUUGUUAUACAGGAAUGACAAUGAAAUUAUUCAAAUUUUUGAAAGGAAAUAGACAUGAUAUUCACCAGUCAAUCGAGGGGACUGACAACACAAGAACUUCAUUCACUUUUUUGGUCAAAUUAUAAAUAUUU